UGGGAAAAUCAAAAGAAAUCAGCCAAGACCUCAGAAAAAAAACUAGACCUCCACAAGCGCCUGACGAUACCACGUUCAUCUGUACAAACAAUAGUAUGCACGUAUAAACGCUAUGGAACCACGCAGCCGCCAUACCGCUCAGGAAGGAAACGCGUUCUGUCUCCUAGAGAUGAAUGUACUUUGGUGCGAAAAGUGCAAAUCAAUCCCAGAACAACAGCAAAGAAUCUUGUGAAGAUGCUGGAGGAAACCGGUACAAAAGUAUCUAUAGCCAAAGUAAAACGAGUCCUAUAUCGACAACCUGAAAGGCCACUCAGCAAGGAAAAGACACUGCUCCAAAAUCUCCAUAAAAAAGACAGACUACGGUUUGCAACUGCACAUGGGGAAAAAGAUUGUACUUUUUGGAGAAAUGUCCUCUGUUCUGAUGAAACAAAAAUAGAACUGUUUGGCCAUAAUGACCAUCGUUAUGUUUGGUGGAAAAAGGUGGAGGCUUGCAAGCAGAAGAACACCGUCCCAACCAUGAAGCACAGGUGUGGCAGCAUCAUGUCGUGGGGGUGCUUUGCUGCAGGAGGGACUGGUCCACUGGAAAGUGACCUCCAUUCACUAUUUAACCCUGCCCAUUUCGAGACAUGAUAAUGGUCCAUUUCUAAAUCAAAACCAAUUUCAUCCAUAUAUUAUUUAGUAUAUGCAAAGACAAGAUUAAACCAAGAAUGGUCUGUUAGGUGACAAUAAUUGCCUAUUACUUGUAAAUGGAGUAUUUUCACUUGUGAUAAAAGCAGAAAUACAUUGGAAUUGAGCUCAGGUGCAUCAUGUUUCAAUUGAUCAUCCUUGAGAUGUUUCUACAACAUGAUUGGAAUCCACAUGUGGUCAAUUCAAUUGAUUAGACAUGAUUUGGAAAGGCACACACCUGUCUAUAUAAGGUCCCACAGUUGACAGUGCAUGUCAGAUUAAAAACCAAGCCAUAAGGUCGAAGGUAUUGUCCAUUGAGCUUCGAGGCAGGAUUGUGUCGAGGCACAGAUCUGGGGAAGGGUACCGAAAAAUUGCUGCAGCAUUUAAGGUCCCCAAGAACACAGUCGCCUCCAUCAGUCUUAAAUGGACGCAGUUUUGAACAACCAAGACCUAGAGCUAGCCACCCAACCAAAAUGAGCAAUCGGGGGCGAAGUGCCUUGGUUAGGGAGGUAACCAAGAACCUAAUGGGCACUCUGGCAGAGCUCCAGAGUUCCUCUGUGGAGAUGGGAGAACCUUGCAGAAGGACAACCAUCUCUACAGCACUCCACCAAUCAGGCCUUUAUAGUAAAGUGGCCAGAUGGAAGCCACUCCUCAGUAAAAGGCACAUGACAGCCCGCUUGGAGUUUGCCAAAAGGCACCUGAAGACUCUCAGACCAUGAGAAACAAGAUUCUCUGGUCUGAUGAAACCAAGAUUGAACAUAUUUUGGCCAGAAUGUCACUUCUGGAGGAAACCUGGCACCAUCCCUACGGUGAAUCAUGGUGAUGGCAGCAUCAUGCUGUGGGGAUGUUUUUCAGAGGCAGGGACUGGGAGAUUAGUCAGGAUCAAGGAAAAGAUGAACGUAGCAAAGUACAGAGAGAUCCUGAUGAAAACCUGCUCCAGAGUGCUCAGGACCUCAGACUGGGGCGAAGUUUCACUUUCCAACAGGACAAUGACCCUUAUCACACAGCCAAGACAACGCAGGAGUGGCUUCGGGACAAGUCUCUGAAUGUCCUUGAGUGGCCCAGCCAGAGCCCGGACUUGAACCUGAUCAAACAUCUCUGGAGAGACCUGAAAAUAGCUCUGCAGCGACACUCUGCAUCCAACCUGACAGAGAUUGAGAAGAUCUUCAGAGAAGAUUGGGAAUAACUCCACAAAAACAGGUGUGCAAGUUUGUGGCAUCAUAACCCAGAAGACUCAAGGCUGAAGUCGCUGCCAAAGAUGCUUCAAGAAAGUACUGAGUAAAGGGUCUGAAUACUUUUGGAAAUGUGAUAUUAUUAUUUUUAUAGACAAUUUUUUUAUUUUUUUUAUUUUUACCUUUAUUUUACUAGGCAAGUCAGUUAAGAACAAAUUCUUAUUUUCAAUGACGGCCUAGGAACAGUGGGUUAACUGCUUGUUCAGGGGCAGAAUGACAGAUUUGUACCUUGUCAGCUCGGGGAUUUGAACUUGCAACCUUUCGGUCUAACCACUAGGCUACCCUGCCGCCCAAGUUUGGGAUUACUUAGAAAUGUCCUUGUUUUUUAAAGAAAAGCACAUUUUUUUGUCCAUUAAAAUAACAUCAUAUUUAUCAGAAAUUACAGUGUAGACAUUGUUAAUGUUGUAAAUGACUAUUGUAGCUGGAAACGGCUGAUUUAAAAAUGAAAAAUAAAAAUGUAUUGAAUAUCUACAUAGGCCCAUUAUCAGCAACCAUCACUCCUGUGUUCCAAUGGCACGUUGUGUUAGCUAAUCCAAGUUUAUAAUUUUAAAAGGCUAAUUCAUUCUUAGAAAACCCUUUUGCAAUUAUGUUAGCACAGCUGAAAACUGUUGUCUGAUUAAAGAAGCAAUACAACUGGCCUUCUUUAGACUAGUUUAGUAUCUGGAGCAUCAGCAUUUGUGGGUUCAAUUACAGGCUCAAAAUGGUCAGAAACAAAUAACUUUCUUCUAAAAACUCGUCAGCCUGUUAUUGUUCUGAGAAAUUAAGGCUAUUCCAUGCGGGAAAUUGCCAAGAAACUAAAGAUCUCGUACAACGCUGUGUACUACUCCCUUCACAGAACAGCACAAACUGGUUCGAAACAGAAUAGAAAGAGGAGUGGGAUGCCCCGGUGAUCAACUGCGCAAGAGGACAAGUACAUUAGAGUGUCUAGUUUGAGAAACAACUGUCCCAGACUGCAUUUGGAAUAUUUAUUUCUCACGGCAACACAAAGCUGAUGCCGCCGGGAAAUUCAAGACAUUAUCAAUUGCUUGUCAAAUUGUGAAUGAGAAACUGAUGAAGUGUGUACGGCCUGCGCAAAAAAAAACAAAGCAGAGCUCAUGCCUUUCAUGCAACUUUUUACAAAGCAUCAUGCAGCCUUACAACGUAUUAACGUAUCUAAACAUAUAGCCCAUCGUUUGUAGAACAACUAAAGUUACAUUAAUAACUCUAAAUUAAGCAUAUACUGUAGGAGUACCUAUUUAUUGGUUAAACGCUGAACACAGAAUAGCUUCAUGUGCGCACUGCCUCAAAUCGUUUGGAGGAAAUAUCCUUUCAAUUUAAUCAGCUUUGUUCAAUUGUAUUCUUAUGCUAUAAAAUAAUGCCAUGGAAUUCUAAGAAGAUCUUGUCUGCUAAAUUAACUCAUGUAGCCCAUAGCCAGAUGAGGACCUAACAUAAGGACUAGUAUGCUAUUCUGUUCUUCUGAAUUAGACUACAUUUUCUUCAUAUCAUUAUGAAUGUGUAGACUAUAUUACAUGGAUUUAUUAGACGUUUUAAUGUAGAUGUACCAAAAGGUCUGCAUCAGUAGCUUGUAGGCUAUGUGUGGAAGCCAGUAGAUGCUAAAUGUGUUUAUGUUAAUUAAAGGUCAAUUACCGUGAGACCAGCAGUUACCAGCUGACAGAAUUGUGUUACCUCCACUGCCCUAUCCACGCCCCUACCUUUUUUAAGGUGUCUGUACUCCCAGUCAUGUGAAAUCCAUAGAUUAGGGCCUAAUGAUUUUAUUUUAAUUGACUUAUUUCCUUAUAAACGUCUUCUCAUUUUCAGCAAACUAUGACUUUAAUUGCCUACCGUCUGUAAGUUGUUAGUGUCUUAACGACCACUCCACAUUAGAGGUCGACCAAUUAAUCGGGAUGGCCGAUUAAUUAGGGCCGAUUUCAAGUUUUCAUAACAAUCAGAAAUCGGUAUUUUUGGGCGCCAAUUUUGCCGAUUUUUAUUAUUUUUUUUUUAUAUAUAUAUUUUUGUAAAAAAUAAAUAAAUGUUAUACCUUUAUUUAACUAGGCAAGUCAGUUAAGAACACAUUCUUAUGUUCAAUGACGGCCUAGGAACGGUGGGUUAACUGCCUUGUUCAGGGGCAGAACGACCUUGUCAGCUCGGGGGAUCCAAUCUUGCAACCUUAGAGUUAACUAGUCCAACGCACUAACCGCCUGCCUCUCAUUGCACCCACGAGGAGCCUGCCUGUUACGCGAAUGCAGUAGAAGCCAAGACCAUGACGGAGGAGGCUUUCGAUGUGGUGGUGGUGGGUUCCUGUAUGACUGACUUGGUCAGCCAGGCACCAAGGCUACCCAAGGCAGGAGAGACCAUCCACGGUCACAAGUUCUUCAUUGGUUUCGGAGGCAAAGGGGCAAACCAGUGUAUUCAGGCCGCUAGAAUGGGAGCCAAGACUGCCAUGGUCUGCAAGGUUGGCAAAGACUUCUUUGGAGAAAACUACAUCCAGAAUUUCAAGGACAAUGGUGUAUCCACAGAGUUUGUGGGGCAGACGGUUGACUCGGCCACUGGUGCUGCCUCCAUCAUUGUCAACGAUGCAGGGGAGAAUGCCAUUGUGAUCGUGGCUGGUGCCAACCUGCUACUGGGUGGCGAGGAUCUGCGGCGGGCACUGCCAGCCUUAAGCCAUGCCAAGGUAAUGGUGUGCCAGCUGGAGAUCAGCCCGGACACCUCCCUGCAGGCCCUGCGCCUGUCCCAUGAGAACAACGUGAAGACCAUUUUCAACCCAGCGCCGGCCAUUCCAGACCUGGAUCCUGAAUUCUAUAGAGCAUCCGAUGUGUUCUGCUGUAACGAAUCAGAGGCAGAGCUGCUGACGGGGGUGGCCGUGGCGAGUAUAGAGGAUGCUGGCCGGGCCAGUGAGGAGCUGCUGAGGCGAGGCUGCAGCUCGGUCAUCAUCACCCUGGGCUCCCGGGGCUGUGUUGUGCUGUCGGCACAGGAGCCCUCGUCCCCAUCACACCAUGUCCCCACCAAGCCGGUGACAACAGUGGAUACCACGGGAGCUGGAGACAGUUUCAUUGGUGCCCUGGCCUUCUACAUGGCUCACUUCCCUACAAUGUCCCUGGAAGAGAUGGCCAGGAGAGCCAAUCAGGUGGCAGGAGUGAGUGUACAGACAAUUGGGACACAGGCGUCUUAUCCCUCUAAAAAGGACCUACCCACAGACCUUUUCUAGAGAAGACAGCAACUUGCACGCUAAAUGGACACUGAGCCUGAACUAUCUAAAACACUGUGCCAAGUACUGUAUCAAGUAAUUAAACGACUAUGUAAAUAACUUAAUGCAA
Molecule: messenger RNA, 5191 nt
Organism: Oncorhynchus nerka (sockeye salmon)
Lineage: Eukaryota; Metazoa; Chordata; Actinopteri; Salmoniformes; Salmonidae
Gene: rbks
Product: ribokinase
Exons: 9
Coding region: 4138-5082 (314 amino acids)
Biological process (GO): D-ribose metabolic process
Molecular function (GO): ribokinase activity
Source: RefSeq, a predicted model, not a curated record